Messenger RNA from Cyprinodon tularosa, 1721 nucleotides. Its product is annotated as bcl-2/adenovirus E1B 19 kDa-interacting protein 2-like protein. The record is from RefSeq and is a predicted model, not a curated record. Gene Ontology annotation, biological process: apoptotic process. Gene Ontology annotation, cellular component: cytoplasm. Bases 139 to 1239 code for a protein of 366 amino acids. The transcript is spliced from 10 exons. Lineage: Eukaryota; Metazoa; Chordata; Actinopteri; Cyprinodontiformes; Cyprinodontidae.
UCCUGCUCCGGCUCACAGAGGAACUUGCAUUUCUGGUGCUGACGCUGGUUCUUCCUGACUCUUCAUGAAGGCAUCGCGGUGCUGCUGUCACUGCUCAAUGGUUCUGCUUCAGUCCUGAUCCAGUCCUGCUUCAGAGACAUGACUGUACUGAGAAUGGAACUGGUUCUGGUCCAGAUGCAGCGGGGCUGGGCUGCUGCCGAGGCCCCGGAGCCCGACAACAUUCAGGACAUGGAGCUGAGGGAGGAGUGGCAGGAUGAUGGGUUCCCCAGGCCGCUCCCAGAGGACUGUGGAGGUACAGAGGAUGCUGAGAGUCAAGCAGGAGGUGGAUCUGAGUCAGCCUUAGCCCCAUCCAGUGACCUUACAUCGUCAGCUGCUGGUGGAUUUGGGGGCAAGAAGCGUCUAGCAGCUCCAUCUCUUAGUCUCACUCUGAGCCAGCGAGAUCCUCAUGACCCAAACAACGACAGCUUCUCAGCCGCAGCGCUAUCAGGGACUCCAGACGAGACACCAUCACUCGACAUCAACUUGGAGGCUCUGGAGACGCCAUCGGACAGUGAGACAGGAACACUGCCGGACAGUAUGUACGAUCUAGAGUGGGAAGAUGACCUUCCAAGGAUGGGGAAGGGCAGAUCUACGGGCAUUGCGGGAACCCCCGUGGAACCAAGCGAAGGUCUGAUGGAGCUUGAUCAGUUGGAUGAACAGGGACGCCGCUGGAGGAGGUUCUCUAUCUCUGGGCACGAGUACCAUGUCAACAUGAGCGUGCUAGAGCCGUACCUGCAGGUUCUAUCACAUGGAGGUUACUAUGGAGAUGGGAUGAAUGCCAUAAUUCUGUUCACUUCAUGUUACCUGCCAGAGAAUACAGUGGAGAACUACGAGUAUGUGAUGGAAAACCUGUUCAGAUAUAUUGUAGGUACUUUGGACCUGAUGGUUUCGGAGAAUUAUGUGCUGGUCUACCUGUGUGCAAUGGCUCCCAGAAACAAACUUCCAGCCAUCAAAUGGCUCCACCAGUGCUACACCUCUAUUGACAGAAGGUUGAAGAAGGACCUGAAGGGACUAUUGGUUGUCCAUCCUGCUUGGUACAUCAAAGCUAUGAUCACACUCGUCAAACCCUUCAUCAGUGACAAGUUCAGCAGGAAGAUUCGUUUUGUUCAGAAUCUUCAGCAACUCUCUCAGUCCAUCCCAACAGACAGGCUGCAGAUCCCAGAUGCAAUACGACAGUAUGAUGAGAAGCUGAGUAGAUGACAACCUCAGACUACGGGGAUUAUUGAGGCUGAAGCUUAUGAAGCUGUCGGCUGGAUGUACAGAGAACAAACUUUAUUUUAUUUAUACGGACUUUGUUUUUGUUGGGGGUCAGUUUUCUGCUGGUUUUGGAGGAGCUUCAAAUUUAUUAAAAAGGAGUUCUUACUCUCCAACCUGAUCCAAUCUGACGAAUCUGAGCUGACCUCCAUGGAAAGCAGGUCCAGGGUCAAAGUGGCGCUCAGAAUCUCAUCGUCCUUCCACUGAACCUCAGACCCUCACUUCACAGAAGUUCUGCUGCCUUUUAUUUAAUUUUAAACAGACAAGCUUGAGAUGGAGUUAACUAAAACAGUUACUAUAGCAACACUGACAGAUGUAAGGGGGUUCUUGUUUAUCUGGUUGGUUCUGACCUGGUUCUAGUUUGGGUUUUAUGUUGUUGUGCAGGAGGUUUACCUGCUUUCCCUCCUACAAUAAAAAAAUGUAUUUAA